AUGCCUCAAGAGUUGGCACUCUUUGACGAGUUUACUAUCGAAGAGAUUCUCAUUUAUUACGGAAUUAUAUAUCAUAUGAAUCGUCAGGAAAUUGAUAAAAGAAUCGCGAAUUUGAGAGAAAUAUUGAAUUUACCGGAAAAGUCACGGAUUAUCAGUCGGUUAAGCGGUGGUCAACAGCGCCGGGUGUCGAUCGCCAUAACUAUGAUUCACAGACCGAGACUUAUUAUACUGGAUGAACCCACUGUGGGGGUCGACUCACUGCUCAGACAUAAGAUUUGGCAGCCAAACAGUGAUAAUAACGACUCAUUAUAUAGAGGAGGCCCGGAGUGCGGCUCAGGAUACAACUUAAUUAUUGGUGGUGAACUAAAUAAUAUGCCAGUUGCUUUAUAUAAUAACGAUGAACAACCUCAACAACUGUCCCGGAUGUUCAUCGACUCUAUUGAUGGCCAACGUAUUAAAUUCAAUGAAUACCAGGACCUCGAGAGUGCCGUCAAUUCCGUACGCAAUGGACGGCUGGCAAACACCUCCUCGAGUGUUGAGCACUGGUAUUCCGACAUGAGUUGGUUGGGCGCCGACUGUUUCAAUAUAGUGCCGGAGUUCAUGAACGCCACCUGA
Molecule: messenger RNA, 615 nt
Organism: Oppiella nova
Lineage: Eukaryota; Metazoa; Arthropoda; Arachnida; Sarcoptiformes; Oppiidae
Source: the annotation of a GenBank genome assembly